Messenger RNA from Passer domesticus (house sparrow), 980 nucleotides. It is a transcript of the gene MIEN1, whose product is annotated as migration and invasion enhancer 1. NCBI's taxonomy places the organism in Eukaryota, Metazoa, Chordata, Aves, Passeriformes, Passeridae. Bases 82 to 417 code for a protein of 111 amino acids. Gene Ontology annotation, cellular component: cytosol. The transcript is spliced from 4 exons. The record is from RefSeq and is a predicted model, not a curated record. Gene Ontology annotation, biological process: positive regulation of filopodium assembly; negative regulation of apoptotic process.
CGGCGGGCGGUGCAGAGCGGCCGGAAGUGGGCGCCUCACGUGACCGCACCCGGAAGCGGCGGCGCGGCGGCACCGGGGGCCAUGAGCGGCGGCACCGGGAACGGGCCCGGGGACGGGAACGGGCCCGAGCGGCGGGUCUGCAUCGUGGUGGAGUAUUGCGAGCCCUGCGGCUUCGAGGCCACCUACCAGGAGCUGGCGAGCGCCGUGCGCGACGAGUACCCCGACAUCGAGAUCCAGCCGCGCCUGGGGGGCACCGGUGCCUUUGAGAUUGAAAUCAACGGGCAGCUGGUGUUCUCCAAGCUGGAGAACGGGGGCUUUCCCUACGAGAAGGACCUGAUCGAGGCCAUCCGCAGAGCCCGCAAUGGGGAGCCCCUGGAGAAAAUCACCAACAGCCGCCCCCCCUGCGUCAUCCUGUAGCCCCCCCAGGGACAGCAGGCUCCCCCCACGCCUCCCUUAAAUCCCUGCACCCCAGGAGCCUCCUGGGGACCCCCACUGGGGGUCAUGCUGUCCCCUGCCCCGCCUGCUGUGGGGUGGGGUGGAAUGGGGGGGGUCUCCCACCUGCCUUUGCCUUCCCCCCCUCAUCAGCUGCAGCUCCCUGAGGGGCACAGGGGUGGCACCCCCAUGUCUCUGUGCUGGGCUGUCCCCUCCCUGACCCCCUGGGAAUGUGGGGGGUCUCCCAGGAAGGGGGAGGCAGCUCCCAGCAGGUUCAUUCCAAGGGGAACCCGCUGGCUCUGGCUGGCCUGGGGUCUGUUAAUGAUUAAAGCCCCCCUGGCACUGUUUAAUCCGGGGCAGGGGCUGCCCAUGGGAAGGCCAGGCUGGCCCCACAGCCACAGGGGUGGUCACAUCCCCCCUCCCCAUUCCCAGCUCCUGCUUCCUGCCUGGAAUGUCCCUGCCCGUGGCCUCGGGGCGGGGGGGUCCCCUAUUUAUUCUAUACUGUGUAUAAACCCAACGGCUGGGUGGAAUAAAGGGUGGAGAAUGUG